AUGCCCGCUGUCGAUCCAGACGAUCCGGUACCUGAUGACCCAGUGCCCGCUGUCAUGCCUGAUGACCCGGUGCCCACUGUCAAUCCAGACGAUCCGGUACCUGAUGACCCGGUGCCCGCUGUCAUGCCUGGUGACCCGCUGCCCGCUGCCGGGCCAGACGACCCAAUGUCAGACCCAGUGCCCGUGGUCAUGCCAGUUGACUCGGAGCCCACUGUCGUGCCUGGUGACUCGUGCCCACUGCCUUGCCAGAUGACGCGGUGCCCCCGCUGGCGAGCCAAAUGACCUGAUGCCUGGUGACCCAGUGUCCGCUGUCAUACCUGGUGAACCGAUGCCCGCUGUUGAGCCAGACAAUCC
Molecule: messenger RNA, 354 nt
Organism: Staurois parvus
Lineage: Eukaryota; Metazoa; Chordata; Amphibia; Anura; Ranidae
Source: the annotation of a GenBank genome assembly